AUUACCAGCAGAGGAGGGCAAAUCUCUUUGGGAGCUGGUGAUUGAACAGUUUGAGGAUCUGCUUGUGAGGAUCCUUUUACUUGCUGCCUGCAUAUCCUUUGUUCUGGCCUGGUUUGAAGAGGGAGAAGAAACCGUCACAGCCUUUGUGGAGCCUUUUGUUAUCUUGCUUAUUCUCAUAGCAAACGCCAUCGUAGGAGUCUGGCAGGAACGAAAUGCAGAAAAUGCCAUUGAAGCUUUGAAGGAAUAUGAGCCAGAGAUGGGGAAGGUAUAUCGCCAGGACAGGAAAAGCGUUCAGAGAAUCAAAGCCAGGGACAUUGUGCCUGGUGACAUCGUAGAAGUUGCUGUUGGUGAUAAAGUGCCUGCAGACAUCAGGCUGACUUCUAUAAAGUCGACCACCCUCAGGGUAGAUCAGUCGAUUCUUACAGGAGAGUCUGUAUCGGUGAUCAAGCACACAGAUCCAGUUCCAGAUCCACGAGCCGUCAACCAGGACAAAAAGAACAUGCUCUUUUCUGGCACCAACAUCGCAGCAGGGAAGGCUGUAGGCGUGGUGGUGGCUACAGCCGGCAACACAGAGAUCGGGAAAAUCCGAGAUGAGAUGGCGUCCACAGAGCAGGAGCGCACGCCCCUGCAACAGAAGUUGGAUGAGUUUGGGCAGCAACUAUCAAAGGUCAUCUCAUUGAUCUGCAUUGCUGUUUGGAUCAUCAAUAUCGGACAUUUUAAUGACCCGGUCCAUGGAGGCUCUUGGAUCCGAGGUGCAGUCUAUUAUUUCAAGAUUGCGGUGGCUCUGGCAGUCGCUGCUAUUCCUGAGGGUCUGCCUGCUGUCAUCACUACCUGUCUGGCUUUGGGAACGCGCCGCAUGGCCAAGAAGAAUGCUAUUGUCCGCAGUUUGCCCUCCGUGGAGACCCUCGGCUGUACAUCUGUCAUCUGCUCUGACAAAACUGGGACACUGACCACCAAUCAGAUGUCUGUCUGUCGGAUGUUUAUUAUUGAUAAAACCGAGGGGGAUCACUGUCCGUUAAAGGAAUUCACUGUUACGGGCUCCACAUAUGCUCCAGAUGGAGAAGUCUUUCAUAAUGGCAAAUCAGUAAAAUGUUCCCAGUAUGAUGCCUUGGUUGAGCUGGCCACUAUCUGUGCUCUCUGUAAUGACUCAUCACUGGAUUAUAAUGAGACCAAAGGUGUUUAUGAGAAGGUAGGAGAGGCCACAGAAACGGCGCUGACAUGUCUGGUGGAGAAAAUGAACGUGUUUGAUACAGACAUUAAAAACCUGUCCAAGGUCGAGCGAGCCAAUGCCUGCAACUCUGUGAUCAAACAGCUCAUGAAGAAGGAAUUCACUUUGGAAUUUUCCAGAGACAGGAAGUCUAUGUCUGUAUACUGCACUCCAAAUAAAGCACGGUCCUCUGUUGGCAAGAUGUUUGUGAAGGGUGCGCCAGAGGGAGUUAUAGACAGGUGCACACACAUCCGUGUUGGCAGCAGCAAGGUGCCAAUGACCCCUGGCAUCAAGGAGAAGAUCAUGUCUGUGAUCAGAGAGUAUGGGACUGGCAGAGACACUCUGCGCUGUCUGGCUCUGGCGACGCGAGAUAACCCUGUAAACAAAGAGAACCUUGUAUUGGAAGACUCUUCUCGCUUUGUGGAAUAUGAGACUGAUUUGACGUUUGUGGGCUGCGUCGGCAUGCUGGAUCCACCCAGAGCGGAGGUGGCUGCUUCCAUCAGGCUUUGCCGUCUUGCAGGCAUCAGAGUAAUCAUGAUCACCGGAGACAACAAGGGUACAGCAGUAGCCAUCUGCAGACGUAUUGGCAUCUUUGGGGAGGAGGAUGAUGUUUCCAGCAUGGCUUUCACUGGCAGAGAGUUUGAUGACCUCUCACCUGCCGCACAGAGAGAUGCUGUGGUCAAGGCUCGUUGCUUCGCUCGCGUUGAGCCAGCACACAAAUCCAAGAUCGUUGAGUAUCUGCAGUCCUAUGAUGAGAUCACAGCUAUGACCGGUGACGGAGUGAAUGACGCCCCUGCUCUGAAGAAGGCUGAGAUUGGCAUUGCCAUGGGCUCCGGUACAGCUGUGGCCAAAACGGCGUCAGAGAUGGUGCUGGCUGAUGAUAACUUUUCCACCAUCGUAGCUGCAGUCGAGGAAGGCAGAGCCAUUUAUAACAACAUGAAGCAGUUUAUCAGAUACCUCAUCUCCUCCAAUGUUGGUGAAGUUGUCUGCAUCUUCCUGACUGCAGCUCUGGGUUUCCCCGAGGCGCUCAUCCCAGUUCAGCUCCUCUGGGUCAACCUGGUGACUGAUGGGUUGCCCGCCACUGCCUUAGGAUUCAACCCCCCCGACUUGGACAUCAUGAGCAAACCACCACGAAAUGCUCGGGAGCCCCUCAUCUCCGGAUGGCUUUUCUUUAGAUACCUUGCCAUUGGAUGUUACGUUGGAGCUGCUACUGUUGGCGCCGCUGCUUGGUGGUUUGUUGCUGCUGAGGAUGGACCAAGGAUCACCUUUUACCAGCUGAGCCAUUUCCUGCAAUGUGGCCCAGAGAACCCAGACUACCAGGGUCUGGACUGUAAGGUUUUUGAGUCCCCUUACCCCAUGACCAUGGCCCUGUCGGUGUUGGUUACUAUAGAGAUGUGCAAUGCCCUCAACAGUGUGUCAGAGAACCAGUCGCUGCUGCGGAUGCCUCCCUGGGAGAACGUUUGGCUGCUGGGUGCCAUCUGUCUCUCCAUGUCCCUUCACUUCCUCAUCCUCUAUGUGGAGCCACUUCCAAUCAUCUUCCAGAUCACCCCUCUUAACCUCACCCAGUGGCUAAUGGUGCUGAAGAUUUCGCUGCCCGUCAUCCUGCUUGAUGAGCUGCUGAAGUUCGCUGCCAGGAACUACCUGGAGCGCAACAGAGAGCUGGAGAAGCUCCCCAGCUCCAAAGGCUGCUGCCUGUUUGCAUGUAUGGAGGGCAUCUCCUGGCCCUUCGUGGCCAUUUCCCUCCCUCUGGUCCUCUGGAUCUACAGCUCUGACACUAACCUGGCUGACAUGUUCAUGUCCUGACUGACUUGAGCACAACUUCGACUUUUUUCCAUUCCCCUCCCCGCCCCACCCUCCCUCAGCCCCCAACUCCACCCCUCACCACUGCCAUCACCUCUUCCUUCCCUUCUCUCUCUGCCUUCCUAAUUGUUCAUAGCUAGCUAGCUCGCGUGUGUAUGCGUGUGCGUUUGUAGAGUUAGAGUUGCGUGUGCGCGUGUGAGCUUGUGUGCACGAGAAGGACCAACUGUAACUCAUAAAACGCAACAAAUAAUAUAAAAAAAAGUAAAAAUUUAAGUCGCCUGUUUGAGGGUGGGUCAGGACUUAUGAAUGGCUGAGGCUUUGAAGUGACUCCUGUAGGGUUGGACUUUGUUGCUGGUUUAAGAGUAAAUAUAGUGUUGCCAGUUUUUUUUUUUUCUUCUUUUUUUAUUAUUGAUUUUAAAUGUUAGGAUUAUCUGUACUCUGCCCUACGUCACUACUGUUAGAGAAUUUUGUUUAGGCUCCCCUUCUGCUGAACACGUUAAAAAGUAAAGAUAUAAAAUCAGUUUAUCUGUACAGAGAUUGAACACUAUUUUAUGCAAUUUUUUUUAAAUGGCUUUGUAAAUUGUUUAACCAGCGUGGCUUAGAAAAACCGCCUUGAUUUACUUUCUGUUAACCAUUGUGUCUUCAGUAUAAAUUCAAAACUCUGAGAGGACAAGCUCCAUUCGGCAGACAAGAAACGAGGGAAAGGUUUGGGAUGCUCGGCUUAAACAAAAAGGAAAAAUAUAAUCCUGAGAAACAAAAAUGCUGCAUGUCCUGUGACCAAGCAUGAACUCUAUGUGGUUUCUCAUUUCAAAUUUAAAUGUGUACGCCCACCCCACCUUGUUAAAACUUAAAUAGCUUUGUGGAUUUUUUAUUUUAUUUUAUUUUUUUUACGAUAUUGAUUAAAAAUGAAGUCGGUUUUUCUGCACUCGGCAGAGCACAGCUACCUCAGUAUGAUGAAAAAUGCUUUUUUUAAAAAAUUGUUUUGCUCAUCUCGAGAUGCUUUCCCUCGACACGUCUUGCUAAAAGAUAACAUCUGAGGUGUGCCCCCUACUUACUUGUGCAGAAAACAAAGAACAUCUUCCUUCCCCUUUAACUUUUUUUUAAGGAUGUGUCUUAUUUGUAUUGAUUGUGACAUUCUUUAACUUAAUUUGUUGUGGAGACAGAACUGGGUGGGGAUGCUUUAUGUUGUCUUAACAUUUCCAUAGUGUUUGAUUCAAAGGACAUCAAAAAAUAUUAUCCCACAAGUCUAAUACAAGUUCUCCAAAAGAACAUUGAUUGCAGAUCAAAACCCUAAAUGUUGUUUUUUUUUUCUAUAAAAAAGAAAAAAAUACACUCACAAUGAACCCUUUGAAUCAAGUGUUUUCUGUCUUUAUUUAUGUUUGAGGCUCAUGGUUAUUACAUUUCAUAUCCAGUGUUUUUGUAUGUGCAUAUAUUACUAUAACAAUAAUUUAGGAAAAACGAAUACUUUAGUUUUUCUGAGUACAGAUGUUGGAUCAGAUCCUUCAGUAAUUUGCAUUUGUGGAUAUUUUCCAUGUGUGAAAAACUCAACUAAAGCAUGUUUUUAGGUAGAAACUUGGUUGUUCUCACUGCCUGUGUUUGUCUUAACAAAUGUGUGCUUUAUUUUCUUCAAUGCCUUCCAUUGGCUCCCUGUCAUUAGAGUCAGUUCUCAUGAAAGCUUUUGGCAAUCAGAGCAGAAUAAGAAGUUGGGAAUCGUCUUUCCACAAAGUGUGCGCUCACGCAUAAUUUCCCUCACUGCAGACACCGUGAUGACCAGCAGCGCACACACACACACGGGUGAAAAGAACAUGUUUUCAGAAUGCAUACAGUUAUCCUGCUAGUUGUCCCUAUUUCCUCUAACUUCUAACACAUAAAAUUCCCGCAGUGAGUCACACAUUCCUUUGUGUGCAAAUGCUAAAUUAGGACGAUAAUCCAGCUUUAUGUGCAGGGAUGUCCUGAAACACUCCCCUCCUGAAUCCUCCUUGCAUGAAGAAGUUCUUCCAUCAGUAGCUCGUCAGUCACAUUGAUCACUUUGCAGAAAAAGUGGGUUGAAUGGUCUUAGCUGUACAUCAGUGUAAAAAACAUUCAUGCAUGUGUUUCAGCUGUAUGUAGGCUUUACAAAUUUGUAUUUAUAGAUUCUAAUGUAUAAUACUCUAAUGACAAAGCGUUUUAAGAAAGAUAAAAGUUGUAAAAUCACUUUUUAUUGUAAUGGUUUGGGUGAUUUGCACAAUGUUGGACAUGAAUACCCAAUUCAUGCUGAACUUGACUGUGCUUAACCUUUGCAUUUUUUGUAAAUAUCUUUUUUUUCUAUCCCAUCACUUAAUGUGGGAAUACCACUCACUCUGCCAGUUAAUUUCAUCAAUUAGCCAAUAGAAUCUAGGUUAGCAGACUGUCGUUCAUUUCACAGUGAACCUGCAAUACAGCUCGUUUGAUUUUUCUUAUUGCCUUGACAUUCCUAUAAUUAUCUAUCUUUAUCAACUGCUGUAAAACUGUGAUUUAAUGUGAGGAACCCUGUAUGGCCUCCUCCUGACACCUGGUUGAAGAACAAUAUUAACCAUAUGUAAACGUCAAUCAUUACUGAAGGCUGAUAAUGAUUGUACAGUCAAUACAUUACUGAGGUUGUGAUUUCAGGUAAAUAAAAUAAUCUAGUAUUUGA
Messenger RNA from Poeciliopsis prolifica (blackstripe livebearer), 5660 nucleotides. RefSeq names its product sarcoplasmic/endoplasmic reticulum calcium ATPase 2-like. The record is from RefSeq and is a predicted model, not a curated record. Lineage: Eukaryota; Metazoa; Chordata; Actinopteri; Cyprinodontiformes; Poeciliidae. Gene Ontology annotation, molecular function: ATP binding; P-type calcium transporter activity; ATP hydrolysis activity. Gene Ontology annotation, cellular component: membrane. Bases 257 to 3010 code for a protein of 917 amino acids. The transcript has 23 exons. Gene Ontology annotation, biological process: intracellular calcium ion homeostasis; calcium ion transmembrane transport.